AUGGCCCGUUGGUGCCGGUAUCUCCGAUCCCCAGGGAUUCGCGAGGAGGUCCAUGGUGCCUCACCAAACCUGGAUUGCAAGAACGACAACAUCGGCAUCACAGUCUUGGAAACAUCUCCAGGCGGCCCUGGUAGCACUGGAGCUGCCAAAAUCCAGGCUGCGGAGGCAGUGGGUGGCAGGAAAGGCAGGUAUCUGCUCUAUGCAGGGUAUUCUGGCGAUGAUGAUGGUCAUCUAGUAGGUCUGGUCAAAUCAUUGACGGGGCAUAUCCUAACUACCUAUCUUCUAAUCUGUAGUGAGCUGGACAACGCGACAGUUGGAACUUAUCGCAACUUCGCAACUUCCGACUUCGAUGCCCUGUCGAAGCUCGCCACCUUGAAUACAGCUGCGAGCAUCAUUUCCGCCGUGACAAAACCUCCGAUCGCUAAAAUCUCGGAUGUCCUUGGGCGAGGCGAGGCAUAUAUUCUCGCCGUAUUGUGUUACAUCCUAUCUUAUGUCCUUUGUGCCUCUUCCAAAACUUUCGAUACCUACGCAGGCGGCUACGUCUUCUAUUCCAUUGGUCAAGCCGGGACUUCUUUGCUCAAUGCCACGAUCGUGUCUGAUCUAUCUUCCAUGCGAUGGCGAGGCUUUGCUUACAACAUUCUCUAUGUCCCUUUCCUGAUUACUCCAUGGGUGUCCGCCUUCAUUGUCGAUAGUGUUGUCAAUGGAAUUGGCUGGAGAUGGGGGAUUGGCAUGUUCGCCAUUUUGAUGCCUUUUGGAGCUAGUUUCAUCAUUACUACGCUGUUCAUCUUUCAGUGGCGAGCCAGAAAGUCAGGGCUGGUCUUGACUGAAAAGCUAAGCAUCUAUGAGUUUUGCUCGCGCAUCGACUUGGGUGGUCUCAUUCUUCUUAGUGGCGGGUUUGCCCUGAUCCUGAUCCCGAUCACGUUGGCUGCCACUGUUGCGGACAGGUGGAAGGCGCCUUGGGUUGAUGCUCUCAUUGCGGUGGGCGCGAUUAUCCUAGUGUGCCUCUACCCAUAUGAGAAGUACGCAGCCCGGCAUCCUGUUGUCCCAGUGCACUAUUUUCGUAAUCUGUCUGUCCUCAUCCCGGUUGUCCUGGUUGCAAUCGACAACAUCAGCUUCGGUGCCACGCAUACUUAUUUGUAUGUCUGGUCCAUGGUCUCUCACAACUUCAAUGCCCGAGAUGCCCAGUUUAUCUAUUACGCAAACGGGGUCAUGCAGGCUUUGGUAGGGAUGGCGACGGGUCUUAUCAUGUAUCGCAUGCGGUCCUACAAGUGGAUUGGAGUGGCAGGUGCCAUCAUUCGCAUGGUCGGAUAUGGAGUGAUGGUCCGGCUACGUACGAAUAAGAGCUCUGUUGCCGAGCUAGUUGUCGUGCAGCUCGUUCAGGGGAUUGGAAGUGGCAUCAUUGAAACGGUCGCCGUGGUGGCUGCUCAGAUUGCCGUAUCUCAUGCUGAAAUGGCCCAGGUCACGUCCCUGGUCAUGCUGGCCGCCUACCUCGGUAACGGAAUCGGAUCUUCUAUUGCAGGAGGGAUUUAUUCAGGGGAAUUACGCCAGCAGCUACGGUUGCACCUUGGGCCCGAGGUGAGCCCGACCGAGGUGAAAAAACUGUACAAUUCGAUCACAGGCACGUUGCCCGCUUCGGGGUCCCCCGAGCGGAUGGCGAUAGAUAGAGCUUAUUCUGAUGUUAUGGGACUCAUUACUAUUGCGGCUCUUGCUUUCUCCGCCCCUGUCGUGGUACUGUCGUUACUGCUGCCGAAUAAGAAGCUUGGAAAUGGGCACAAUCUCAUGCAAUCUAAAGGCAGCCCUGCCUCUUCAGACGUGCCUUCCUUGAAUGAUGAGAAG
Molecule: messenger RNA, 1836 nt
Organism: Aspergillus homomorphus CBS 101889
Lineage: Eukaryota; Fungi; Ascomycota; Eurotiomycetes; Eurotiales; Aspergillaceae
Product: putative siderochrome-iron transporter
Exons: 5
Biological process (GO): transmembrane transport
Molecular function (GO): transmembrane transporter activity
Source: RefSeq, a predicted model, not a curated record